AUGAGAUUAUGGCGAUGGAGAAGUGGCGCGGCGGUCUGCGCCCUCCUUCUCGGCGGCCAGGUUUCGCGAGCGCUCGAGCUAGACCUUAAUGAUGCCUCUUCCAUCAAACGAGCCGCAAAAACCGCCGCGGAGGGAAUGCUCGCCUACUACACCGGAGGAGUGGAGGGUCAAGUCGUCUCCCAGAUGCCCGGCGUCCUCCCCGGCCCAUACUACUGGUGGGAGGCGGGAGCGAUGAUGGGCUCCCUUAUCGAAUACCACUACUACACCGGCGAUACCUCCUUCAACUCCCUCGUUACCGAAGCAAUGCUAUUCCAAACCGGCCCCGACGCCAACUACAUGCCACCCAACCAAACCCAAUCGCUCGGAAAUGACGAUCAAUGCUUCUGGGCUCUGAGCGCCAUGUCCGCCGCCGAAACCCGAUUUCCCAAUCCCGGACCCGAAGAGCCACAGUGGCUGGCGCUCGCACAGGCCGUCUUCAACACCCAGGCGCAUCGCUGGGACAUGAGCUCGUGUGGCGGCGGCUUGAAGUGGCAGAUAUUCGCCUUCAACCUGGGCUACGAUUACAAAAACGCCAUUUCGAACGGCUGUUUCUUCAACCUCGCCGCGCGGCUCGGCGCCUACACGCACAACGACACAUACUUGGAGUGGGCGAACAGGGUAUGGGACUGGGAACACGCCGUUGGCCUGAUCGGCGAGAACUACAUGGUGUAUGACGGAACGGGCGAUUUGGAGAACUGCACUUCGCUCAGCCACAUCCAGUGGACAUACAAUGCCGGCAUCCACAUCUUAGGCGCGGCAAUGAUGUGGCGCGAGACGACCGGCUCCCAGCAAGCACUCUGGCAGACUCGUCUGUCCGCCCUCCUCGAGUCAGCCAAGGUCUUCUUCACCGGCGACAGCCCUACCAUGUACGAGGCUGCCUGCGAACCGCCGGGAAACUGCAACGUCGACCAACUCUCCUUCAAAGCCUACUUCUCCCGAUGGCUAGGCGCGACCGCGAAAAUCGCCCCUUUUACACACGACAUCAUCCUUCCGCUACUGCAGUCCUCGGCACAAGCAGCCGCUCUUUCAUGCACGGGAGGGAUACAAGGCACAUUGUGCGGCAUGCGAUGGACGGCGGGCACAUGGGAUGGCACCGACGGCGUCGGACAGCAAAUGUGCGCUCUCGAAGUCAUUCAGACCAACCUCCUCGAUUCUGUCCCCGCACGUGUUUCCGAUGGGAAUGGAGGCAUUUCACAAGGCAACCCUUCCGCCGGAGGCGACACGAACGAUAACUUUGUGCAACUGCGCCCCAUUACCACAGCAGACCGCGCCGGUGCGGGAAUCUUGACCGCGGUGGCGGUGAUCCUCACCGUAGGCGGCGGAGGAUGGUUACUUUCUUGA
Neohortaea acidophila is the source of this 1380-nucleotide messenger RNA. Its product is annotated as putative cell wall glycosyl hydrolase Dfg5. NCBI's taxonomy places the organism in Eukaryota, Fungi, Ascomycota, Dothideomycetes, Mycosphaerellales, Teratosphaeriaceae. The coding region runs from base 1 to 1380 and encodes 459 amino acids. The transcript is spliced from 2 exons. Gene Ontology annotation, molecular function: mannan endo-1,6-alpha-mannosidase activity. The record is from RefSeq and is a predicted model, not a curated record. Gene Ontology annotation, biological process: fungal-type cell wall biogenesis; carbohydrate catabolic process.